Trypanosoma theileri is the source of this 4533-nucleotide messenger RNA. Its product is annotated as Monooxygenase. NCBI's taxonomy places the organism in Eukaryota, Euglenozoa, Kinetoplastea, Trypanosomatida, Trypanosomatidae. The record is from RefSeq and is a predicted model, not a curated record. The coding region runs from base 1 to 4533 and encodes 1510 amino acids. The transcript has a single exon.
AUGCGGCAUGCUCGGGUUAUGUUAGCAUGGCCUGUAUCGGCCGCCUCAAGUGCAGGCCUUGGGUGGGGAAGCGGCAACAAGAACAACAAUAACAAUAGCAACAACAAUAACAAUUACUCAACACCAGUGGUAACAGAGUUUGCACAUAGGGCAGCCGCACUAAAGCGAAGACAUCGAGGUAAAGGACAAUAUGAGUUUGCCCGACGAGAGGCAGAAAAGUUUCUUGAAGAAGAAGUUCCACAGAAUGGUAUCAAUAUAUGGAUGGAAAAAGGGAAUAAUGCGGUGGCUUUAUCGCAGGUGCUUGGAUUUUUUGAAAUUGAACCGGAUGCCUCCCUGCAGUCUCUUAUUACGAAUAAACUUGUACGAACAAUUGAUGAUGUCAAUUACGAUAAAACAACUCGUCUUCUUGCCGCCAUUGCCCUUACGCAGCGUGGGGAACAGCACCUGGAUCGCAUCUUCUCCGCUGUGGAGAAUAUCUUAUCUGAGGAAGCGCGUGAUCAUACGAAUGGGAGUAGUAAGAGUAAUGGAGAGGGAACACAAAUAUGGAGUAUUCUCGAACUUGCGGCGAAGGUGCUGCAGCGUGGUGGUAAACACACACCGAGUUUAUUAAAUGAAACACUCGCACGAAUGGUGAUGGCUCAACUCCAACGUACACCAACCACAGAAAUGCCAUAUCUUCAGGGAUCUUUAUUACGAGUGUAUGGAUGGAUGGUGCGUACGGGUAAAGUAGCAGAGGCUAAUCAUCUUUUAAUUGCCCUUGUAGAUCAUACAGGAGAUUUUCACGCUUUUGAUUUCUCUACACUUAUGAACUCAUGUUUACGGCAUAAUCAAUUAUCACAACUACCGUUGCAAUUACUACAUCGAAUGACACAUGCAGGAUUAAUGUAUGCAACGAAUGUGAAUGGACGUGAUGCGGCUUCUAUUCUUGGAUCUACUGCGAAGAUUCUCGGUUCUCUUGAACCAGGAAAGAAUGGAGUAACGGAACGUGAUGUUUGUGAAUUGGGAGGUAGAAUGAAUAUGUUACUGGGAGAAUAUGAAGCCCGUGUACUUCGUUUUCUUGACAGUAAUGAUAAACUUCAUUGGGAUCACUGUGAUGAUGUGACUUCUAUUGUCUUUGCCUAUGAAAUGGGUGGAAGACUUCGCUAUCGACAUGUCUUUGUUGCUUAUCAAAACUACGUAGCGAAGAAUGUUCACCGAUUUGAACCUCAACAACUUGCCAUUGCCGCAGGUAUUCUUCGCCGUUCUCAUCUCUUAUCUCAAGAGUUGGCGAGUAAACUUGGCGAACGUAUAGAAACUGUAUUGGGUGAGUUUUCCCUUUCAGAGAUUUGUCAUAUUUGUGCCACCUUUGCUCCCAUGAACCCUGCGUGGAUGCCAGAAGCAAAAGCCGUUGCGUGUCGUUUAUUACUACCAGAGUGUAGUAAUUACACCAAGUUAACAUUGGCCAUGGCCUUUCCAGAUGAUGAGACACUGCAUACACAGAUUAACUAUAAAGAGAUAUCUGGUCGACAAUUAGUGGAUGCUAUUUCACUGGCAAAGAAUACAAAGUUUGAGGGACUUGUAGUGGCAGAACUCAUUACACGAUUAAAUGCCGCACAGGAACGUUUUUCACCUGAUGAUCUCCGUCUUUUACAGGCAACAGGCCGACAAGAUGUUCAAUCCGCCUGUUUAAUCUACUUAUCCCAACGCUUUGCAGAGCCAGAGUGGAAUACAGACACAUUAUACAGUUUACCAUUGGCUGUUGGGAUUCCACACGCACGAGAUCCUGCAAAGGCACUUGCAGCCGCUAAAGCUAUUUCCAUUGCCCCAGGACAGUUCGUAUCACUUGUUGAACUUCUCACAAGUGUAUUUGGUGAUACCGCAGAUGAGGCACUUCUUGGUUUUGUAAUUACAGGAGGUAUGGAUUUACUACAGGCAUCACGGAUUCAAGUAGAGACAGUAAUACGCUAUUUAGAGGCUGUACGGCCUUCUCGCAAAAUGUAUCCAAACGCUGAAUGGAUUGCACGAUUUAAUGAACGCUUCUCACGAUCUCUUCAUAAUAUUAAAUUAAAAGAUGUACGAAGUCUUCUUUGGUCACUGCGUAUGAUAUAUGGAGAUGUGGCUCAACAACCACUUCUUCAACAAACACUUAUGGAAGUGGUAGAGGGAUCCUACCGUCAAUGUACACAACCUAAUGAAGAGAUUGCAGAAGUAACAGUCCUUAUAGCCCAUUUACAGAAUGGAAUGCCACAACCACCAUUAACAGAAUCCACACCCAUCAUUGUAUCUCUACGUAGUAGUGCUAGUAACUACCGUCAGGAGAUAAAGGAUGCCAUUUUAAGUAUGCCAUUACCAAAAGAAGUGGAAAAGAAACGUGUGGGUCGAUUUACACUAAAGGCUGUACGUGCAUUGGAAGAAACAACAAAAUCACCACCAUCAGCUGCAAACCCAGAGGUACAGGAUAUGAAUGAUAUGUUGAAUAUGGAUCCCUUUGCUUCUCCAACACCAAUAACAACAAAAACAACAGCAGAGACAUCUACGGGUAUGGAUCAAUCUCCUUCCAUACCUGUUACUACUACAACAACAAAUACUACAACAACUACUACUACUGUUCCAGUGGGGGAUGUAAAGACAACAGAGUUCGCAUCCACACGUGUUGUGCCCUCAGAAAAUUCUACGCAAACAACAGGAACGGUUCCCGUUGCGGAUAUCAAUACAGAACCACAACAAUCACAACAACAACAACAACCACAAGCACAACAGCAGCAAGAGCCGCAGAGACGUCCUGUGGAGCCUACAUUAGCGUCACCGAUGACAUCUCAAGGGAUAAGCAAUACAACUCCAUCCUCUACACAUUCAGGAGCAACUCUGUGGAAUUUCUUCAGUGGAUUUCCAUCAUCAUCAUCACCACCACCAUCAUCUCAACAACAACAACAGCAGCCACAACAGCAGCAGCAGCAGCCACAAGUGGAAUCAGUUCCGACGUUUAAUGUAGAGCAUCAACAAAGUUCUAGUGUAGCUGCCACACCUACGUUAAAGCCGGUGGAGAACCCACACGUCUCUGAGUGUGCACCAGGAUCAUCCUAUAUGAAACUCUUCGCACCUGGUUUCUCUAAUCCAUCGCACGAUUCAAUAAAGAAAGACUCCAUGAUACCGGAAACCACAAACACCUUCAAUAAUGAGGAACGAUUACAACCACGACGUACGAAUUUACCUCGAAUAGAUUCCACUGGUCAAACGCCUAAUAUGAAUACAACCACAGCUACUACGCCUUCAUAUCAGUAUGAACAACGUAAAAACCACUACGAUGGCUGGAAUACCUCGCCAAACGCAAAUGCAAACGCAAACACAAACACUAUGAAUGCCAAUAUGUCGUCUGUAUGGGCUUCUGCAUGGAAUAUGUCCAAUCGAAAUCCGACGAUGCCGCCAUCCAGCAAUAUGGGAAGACAGAAUACGUUUUGGUCACCCACUCCGAUGCAGACUUCUAUGGGAAUGUUUGGUGUGGGUGGUGGAAGUAGUAGUUCUGUUCCUUUUGGUGCCGCAGGGCAAGUGAAGCAUCAUCAUCAUCAACAACAGCAGCCACAACAACCGCAGCAACCUCAAGAACAUCAUCAUCAACAACAACAACAACAACAACAACAACAACUAGAAGAACAGCAACGACAACAAGAACAGCAGCAGCAGCAGCAGCAGUCUGUGUCACUCUCAAAUAGAAUGUCACCACGUAUGAACAAUAUGUCGGCUCCUGGUAACCAUUUGUUUGUGGAUCCUGCCACUAGUGUGCGGUCUAGACCGGUGAUUACAAAGAAGAAUCCCGGUAUGCGAGCCUCACAGGUCCCUGCCUCUUCACUAGAUGAAGACAUCAAUCAAAUGUAUGCAAAGAAUGAGAGAGGGGCUAACGAAGGGGUAUCUAACUUUAUGAAGAAAACUGGACUCUCUAGAAUUACAGGAUAUAAUAUGGGCUCCACAGAAGGAGAAACAGACUAUGGUGAUAAAAAAGGAUUCUGGGCCGAUGCUGUUAAGAAAUGCACAAAGCCACCUUCAAAACGACGAAAGAGUCUCUCUGAUUGGCUAAACGCACCAUCUGCACAUGAGGCCCCAACAACACCCAGAUCACGCACAACAGCAGCAGCAUCAGCGGCUGCAUCCACUGCUAGAAAUAAAGCCAAAGAAAAGGGUAAAAAGGGAAAUAGUAAAGAUUCCCACACAUCAACAGCAACAACAACAACAACAACAACAACAUCUACCACUGGAUCCACUGGAUCUGGUAGAGGAAAUACAUCCACAAGAGGAGGGAAACAAACAGGGGGAAAGGCAGCUGCCGCGAAGAACAGCAAAGGAGCAGCAGCAGCAGCAGCAGCAAAGACAAAGGCAAAGACACCUACACGAGCACCAGCAAAGCAGGCAGCAAAUACAACAUCGUCAAAGACGAAAAAGAUAGACAACAAAAAGGUAGUAAAAAAGAAAAUUGAGAAGAAACCUGUAGUGGUGGCAAAGAAGAGUAAGGUUGUCAAGAAACCUGUUAAGAAAGCGAAAGGUGGUAGCAAAAAGAAAUAG